Molecule: messenger RNA, 498 nt
Organism: Arabidopsis thaliana (thale cress)
Lineage: Eukaryota; Viridiplantae; Streptophyta; Magnoliopsida; Brassicales; Brassicaceae
Product: F-box protein, putative (DUF295)
Exons: 2
Coding region: 1-498 (165 amino acids)
Source: RefSeq, marked reviewed
AUGGGUUCACUGCAUCUCAACAGCAACAACAACAAGCUCAAGUAUCAAAAACUGCGCCUCUCCAACCUCCCCAAGAUUCCUGACGCAGGUCGGGAGAUGUUGGAUCAAUGUUUCAUGAGCAAGCACUUGGUGGAAUCUCCCUCUGGUGAACUUUUCUUGGUCAACUGGUACGCACAAUGCAUUCACACAGAGGAAAAAGACGGAGAAGUGGAAGGUCUCCACAGCAAAACCAAGCGGUUCAUGGUCUUUAGGGAAGAUGAGAAGAGCAAAGACUUUAGUUACACGGAAGAUAUUGGAGAUCUCUGCAUCUUCCUUGGCGCAAGUGAAGCGUUCUGCCUCACGGCAAGCAUGUACCCGGGGCUUAAACCUAACUCUAUCUAUUACAUUGGCCAUGGUCUUGGUUCAUACGAUCUAACCUCUGGUACGGUCCAUUCCUUUUACCCUCCUCAUGCACCAAUGCUCAACCAUGUUCCUUACUGGAUCCCUUCUCAUCUCUGA